Molecule: messenger RNA, 3784 nt
Organism: Loxodonta africana (African savanna elephant)
Lineage: Eukaryota; Metazoa; Chordata; Mammalia; Proboscidea; Elephantidae
Gene: ADTRP
Product: androgen dependent TFPI regulating protein
Exons: 9
Coding region: 616-1413 (265 amino acids)
Cellular component (GO): membrane; endomembrane system
Source: RefSeq, a predicted model, not a curated record
UCUUGGGUCUGCUGCCUGGAGAGGAUCAAAGGUUAUUUCAGAUUUUAUUGAGUCUUGGAGAUCUCAGGAGCAAGAUAACAACACCCUUUUCCUUUCUGCUUGCCUCCUUUCUCCUCGUAAACAUACCCACAGCCUUUCCCCUUGAUUUGUCACCCUGCCCCUCAUUCCCUCAAGAGAUACUAUUACAGUGUCCUUGUUCUGCCUGAGGGAAAAGGAAAAAAAAAAAAAAAAAAGGGAAUACCUCCAUGACUGUAUUUCAUUAGAUGUCAUUGGUGUUUCAUAAUAAGGUCACUUAACCAUGCCUCUUCCCCAGCCAAAUGGUGCAAAGUACAGCUCUCACAAGGCUUCCUGCCCUGUUAAAGGCUAAAUAUUGAAAUUUAUGCUAAUCUGAAGAUUAUCUGCCAUUAUCCAAAGGCAGGCAUCUGAAAACCAGCAAGUCCUGUCUCCCAAGUUGAUCAGAAAAGGAGCCCAUGAGAGAAGCACAACCCCAGCAGCCUGAUCCUGAUGAGCCUGUUUUACAGCCGUCAGCUGUGGUAGACCUUCAGCUGUGACCUUGGAGAGGACUCCAGAGAGAAGCUACCUAAGGCACUCACAGCUCCCUGCUCAGAGCCAGCCAUGACAGAGGCUUCUACCUGCAUAUACCACUUCCUUGUUCUGAGCUGGUAUAUUUUCCUCAAUUAUUACAUCUCCCAAUCAGGAGGGGAUCUCCAGAAAUCCAAAAUAUUCCAGAAUGGCGGACAGUGGAAGUACUUGACAUUACUUAACCUGGUAAAAUCAAGAUCAACAGGGUUCUCUGUUGUGCUCCCUGGCAUAUUCCGAGGACUCCUACAGGCCAUUUUCUACGGGGUCGCUUGCCUGGAUAAUGUGCUGAAAAGAGUUACAAGAAAAAAAGACAUUAAGUUCAUAAGUGCCUUCAGAGACCUGCUUUUCACCACACUGGCUUUUCCUGUAUCCACGUUUGUCUUUUUGUCGUUCUGGGCACUCUAUCUGUAUGACCGAGAACUCGUUUACUCAAAGGUCCUAGAUAACGUCUUUCCAAAAUGGCUGAAUCACGCAGUGCACACUUGCAUAUGGCCCCCCUCCCUGAUUGAGCUCUUCCUCAGACCACAUAACUAUCCAUCAAAAAAGAAAGGACUCUCCUUGUUGGCUGUAUCUGCUCUUGCUUAUAUUGGCAGGGUCCUAUGGAUCUACUCCGAGACUGGUACGUGGGUGUAUCCUGUGUUUGCCAAGCUCAGCCCAGUGGGUCUAGCAGCCUUCUUCUCUCUCAGCUACCUCCUUAUAGCCAGCAUCUACCUACUUGGCGAGAAGCUCAACCACUGGAAAUGGGGACACUCGGAUGCUGACACCAGGACACAAGUCCCUCAGGAAGAGAAUCCCAACCCACAAGAGCUAUCAGGCACGGAAAGGGGCUAAGUACCACCAAGCUAAAUGGCAGGGUCUCUGGUAUGGUGGUGUGGCUGAGAAGCCAUCAUCUUACCCACGGCCCAUGAACCCCUCUUCCUACAUAUUACUGAGGGAGGUCAGGUUAUUAUUUGGUAGGGCCCUUGAUUGUAGGUCCUUUUCUGUCUAAGGACUAGUUUAUAAGUUGACCAUUUCAGUCUGACCAAGUGACCUGGGGAUGGUCCCUUGGGCAGAAAGCCAUUAAGACCUUUCUUUAAUGCUAUUUUUGGUAGACCAGAUUUUUUUUUUUUUAAAAAGGAAAUUUUAUCAGUGAAAGCAGCUCAGAGGCCAUCUAGUCCAUCCUCUUGGUUUUAUCCAGGAAGGAAUUUGUUAUAAGGUGUUUCUGUCUUGCAUACGGAAACCCUGGUGGCGUAGUGGUUAAGAGUUAUGGCUGUUAACCAAAAGGUCAGCAGUUCGAAUCCAACAGGCACUCCUUGGAUACUCUAUGGGGCUGUUCUAAUCUGUCAUAUAGGGUUGCUAUGAGUUGGAAUCGACUCGAUGGCAACAGGUUUGUUUUUUAUUUUGGUCUUGUAUACUAUCCCUGAUGAUUUAAUAACAAAAGAAUCAUACCAUGAGGCGACUCCAUGUGUACUUCUAAAGCAUGGUCCCAGAGGGGCAAUAUUUAGUCAAUAACUAAAAUAGAUCUCCUUUGUUUCCUUUCUUGAUGUAUUAGCUUGCCAGGGCUACCAUAAUAAAGUACCCCAAACUAGGUAGCUUAAAACAAUAGAAAUGCAUUGUUUGACAGUUCUGGAGGCUAGAUCUAAACUCAGGGUGUCGUUGGCAGGGCCGUCAAUGUCUCUAGAGGAAGAUCUUUCCUUGUCUCCCCCAGCUUCUGGUAGCUCCAGGUGUUCCUUGGCUUGCGGAUGCAUCUUCACAUGGCUGUCCUUCAUCCGUCUGUCUCUGUGUGUCUCUUCUCCUCUUUUAAAGGACACCACAAAUGUUGGAUUAGGACCUACCCUAGUCCAGUAUGACUUAACGUUAAAUGAUAUCACCUUCAAAGACCCUAUUUCCACACAGGGGUCACAUUCGCAGGUAGCAGGGGUUAGAACUUCAACAUAUCUUUUGGGGGGACACAAUUCAACCCAUAAUACUUGGCCUGAGUUCAUCUCUUCUAAACUCAGAGUCCACUCUGGAUUAUUGCUCCUCCCUCUGCCUCAGCCUCUUUCUUCACAGGGGUUUCUCUAGUCUACCCUCAGCUCCAGCUCCUUCCUACUGUUUCAUCACUGUAUCCUUGUCUUUACUGAUACCCAAAGCUCAUUCUUCUCAUAGCUCAAAUACCCCAACCACCUGCUUUCUCAACCCUUUCCCAGUUAACCCACUGAAACUAGACAGAUGUUCUUCAAAUACUCAUUUCAAAAUGUAGCAGUAGAUUUUGUGGUUGUAAGACAUAGUUGUACAUUUUUGUGAAUAGUAUGCUUUCACCUAUCCUGUGUCCUCUUGGAAUAAAACUAAGUCUAUAAUUACAUAUGGUAUCCAUAGUAAUGUUAUUAAAAGAAUGAUUUCUUUGCCAGACCCGCAGAAAACAUUUGGAUUUUGCAUAAGACAAAUAUUAAACAUUUGACUUAAAAUGUCUCUACCCCUCAGAACUAACAGAAGAUAAAGAAAGGACUAAAAUAAGUUAGAAGUGGACCUAACUCCCUAACAGUCAAUUAAGAGGCUUUCCCCUGUGAAAGAAAUUCCCUCAAUUGACAAAAGAGCUAUAAAAACAACAUACUACCCAAUCAGUUUCAAAUCCAUUUUCUGCAUUUGGUUUGGGCAAGAUGAUCUAUUAUUAAGUCAACAGUUCUCUUAUCUCCAGCCAUGUAUUUGACACUCUAGAAACAUGAUCAGAAAUAAAUACUGGAGGCUCAAAGAAGCCUAGAAACCGCUCAGCUCCAUGAGAAUUCAAACCUAAGGGGAACUUCCUUUGCUAGAAAUGAAAAGAAAGACAUGAUUUCUAAGGUAUUUAUACCAUGUAAGCCUCUACUGAAAGAAGUGACUGUUGGAGCUUCACAAACAUGUUUGGGGAACGUGCCUUCUCUAGCACUUUGGUGGGUAUGUGGGAGUUUAUCAGUCAGGGUUCUCCAGAGAAACAGAACAACAGGAGAUAGAUGAUAGACAGACAGACAGACAGAUACACAGAUAGAUGGAUAAUAGAUAGACAGAAUAGAGAGAGAUUGAUUUUAAGGAUUUGGCUCAUGAGAUUAUGGGGGCUGGCAAGUCCAAAAUCCAUAGGGCAAAUGGUGAGCUGGAAACUCAGGCAGAAUGUCUAUGUUACAGUCUUGAGGGAGAAUUCCUUCUUCUCCAGGAAACCUCCAAUUUUGCUUUUAAGGCCUUCAACUGAUUGAAUGAGACCCACCCACAU